Cladophialophora immunda is the source of this 718-nucleotide messenger RNA. RefSeq lists its product as uncharacterized. Bases 141 to 446 code for a protein of 101 amino acids. The record is from RefSeq and is a predicted model, not a curated record. The transcript has a single exon. NCBI's taxonomy places the organism in Eukaryota, Fungi, Ascomycota, Eurotiomycetes, Chaetothyriales, Herpotrichiellaceae.
GUACGGAGCACACAUUGCGUUUCUCACGGGCAUGAUCACCGAUUAUACCCCUAUCCAUGAACCUGAGUUAGAACUCCGAAUGGUCAUGCCGUAUUUUACAAUACUUGAUAGCCCAGCCCACUUUCAUUCAACUCAAUUUCAUGUCGUGUUUCCGACUCCUUGUCGAUCCCAUGCACGAUGGGUUUUCAUAUCUAAGUCUGCUCAUUAACACACCAUCCUUCUCCUCCUCCAUCACGACCGCCGCCUCCAAUCUGUCCGCUACCAGCAAGGGCUUGUCCCGGCCAUCGUGGUCUGUAACUUCUCAACCUCCCUUCUCCUCUCCUGCCCCCCCCCAACGGUCGUACGGGAGAUUGCUCGCCGACUCACUGGGAGUGAUGGACUCGCGGUUCUGCGGGACGAAGAUGCUGCGUAUCGAGCUGAUUGUUGAUGGUGGAGCACCCGGCUGAGAGCCAUGGCGGAUCGAGGAGAUGGCAGGAGAGGAUGCAGUGGUUUGAUCGGCAUAAAUGUCGGAUUGUGCUGGGAAGAGGAGGUGGACAUGUGGAGGUUCAGGUGCAGUCAGAGACACCGGUGGCGGGGAGAAGUUGUGAGAUUGAGGAUGAGCUGGAAGAGCUGGAGAGAAUUGCGGACGCGGCGGAGGGUGCCGCUGCCUACUCGGCUCAAGAACAGGCACCUCGACGCUGGUGAACUGGCUCGUUCUCGCGCUCUCAAUAAAUGGAUC